AAGCACGUGGUCGGCAAUGGCGCGAUUUUCUCUCUUUUCUUGAUCUCUCUCUACAAUCAAUGCUGUAAGUAGGCGAGGGAGAGCUCUGACCAAUGGCUAUGGCUAUGGCGAUGGCGUCCGCCGUUUCUCUCUGCUUUGUUACUCUUUUUGCUUUACAUUCUUCUUUCUUCGUGCUCACAGUUGCUGCGACGUCCGAUAACCCGGAGUUCGUCGUCGAGUUGGACCGUUCUAACUUCACCGACUUCGUAAGCAAGCUCGAUUUCCUUAUCGUCUCCUUCUACACUCCGAGAUGUGGACAUUGUAAGAGGCUGGCACCGGAGUAUGAAAAAGCUGCUAAUAUUCUGAGUAAGCAUAAUCCUCCUUUGACUUUAGCAAAGGUUAAUAUUUUCAAUGAAGCAAAUGAUGGACUUGCUGGAUCCGACGGCACAAUUUCUAUCAAGAUUGUGAGAGAGGGAGGUAAGAAUGUUCAAGAGUACAAGGGCCCUCGUGAUGCAGAUGGUAUUGUUGAAUACGUGAAGAGACAGUAUGGCCCUGCCUCUGUUGAAAUAAACACUCUGGAUGAUGCCCAAAGUUUCAUAUCUGACAAUAAGAUUGCUAUUGUGGGCAUAUUCCCUCAAUUUUCUGGGGAGGAGUUUGAAAACUAUACUAUCCUAGCCAAGAAAUUGCGUUCUACUGAAGAAUUUUUUCAUACUUCAGAUGCCAAACUUCUUCCGCGUGGUAAAUCAUCUGUCACUGGUCCCUUAAUGAGGGUGCUCAAGCCAUUCGAUGAGCUCUUUGUUGAUACUCAGGAUUUUGACGUGGAUUCCCUCGAAAAAUUUGUUGAGAAAUCAAUUGUACCUACGGUAACUAUCAUGGAUGGUGACAAGAGCAAUCAACGUCUAGUUGAUAAUUUCAUGUAUAAUUCAAAUUCGAAGGUCAUGUUGUUUAUAAAUUUUAGCAGUGAGAUUGCUGCUUCCUUUGAAUACAAGUAUCGUGAACUUGCAGAGCUCUACAAAAGAGAUGGCCUCAGUUUUCUGAUGGCAGAUAUUGAUGCUAGUUUGCAUGCGAUUAAGCAAUAUGGAGUUAAGGAUGGUCAAAUACCCUUUAUUAUCCUACUAAGUGAUAAAACAAAGUAUCUGAAAUCCAAUGUGGAGCCUGAUAAACUUUCUCCUUGGUUGAAAAGAUAUAAGAAUAGAGAAUUGGAACCAUACAUAAAAUCUGAACCUAUACCAGAGCAUAAUGACGAGCCCGUGAAAGUGGUGGUAGCUCACACAUUUCAGGACAUAGUUUUCAAAUCAAGGAAGAAUGUUCUGCUCGAGUUUUACGCUCCUUCGCAUAAAGCCUGCAAACAGCUGGCUUCAGUCUUUGAGGAUCUUGCCAUGGCAUAUCGAAGUGAUUCUGAUGUCAUAAUUGCUAAAUUCGACAUUUUUGCAAAUGACUUAGUACAUGACUUUGAGAUCUGGACACUCCCUACUAUUUACUUCAAGUCAGCUGAUGGGAACAUAUCAAAAUACACUGGGUAUGCAACGAAGAAAGACUUGAGAGAUUUCAUUGAAAAGAAUAGGUCGAAAGCUGCUGAUGAACAUUCAGAUUCAAAGGAUGAGCUCUAAUGGCGGUAAGCUCUCUGUUCUUACACAUUACCUGUAGAAUGUUUCUAUUUUUCUUUUCUAUGGGUAUCAAAUGGGUUAGAUCUCUAAACAUUGCUAGCUCUCUACCCUUGAAAAUUAGCUUAAAGUUAGCAAACGUAAAUCAUCUUAAAUCUUUUGAUAUUAGUUUCUCUUUGAUUGGAAUUUAGGAUAACCAAUGGUGA
This is a messenger RNA of Cucurbita moschata (crookneck pumpkin), 1789 nucleotides long. RefSeq names its product protein disulfide-isomerase-like. Gene Ontology annotation, molecular function: protein disulfide isomerase activity. Lineage: Eukaryota; Viridiplantae; Streptophyta; Magnoliopsida; Cucurbitales; Cucurbitaceae. The transcript is spliced from 10 exons. Gene Ontology annotation, biological process: protein folding; response to endoplasmic reticulum stress. Gene Ontology annotation, cellular component: endoplasmic reticulum. The coding region runs from base 93 to 1589 and encodes 498 amino acids. The record is from RefSeq and is a predicted model, not a curated record.